GUGAAAUAUUCCGACGAUCGAUCGCUGAGCUGAUGAGGUCGACGCAAUCUGUUGUCCCUCUGUCUUCUCCGGUGUUCCGCUGGUGGGGCUGGCGCGCCAAGGUAGCUGUUGACAUUCCGGACUACGUAGUCGGUACCGUUCGUGAAUCUCUGACCUGAGCACAGAAGCUCCUUUCAAGUGUCGAAAUUCCGCGCUGUUUUCGCCCGCUCUAUUCGCAAUGAUUCUGUCGUACAGUUUGCCUACUCGCCUAUUCUUGAGGGCUUUGGUGACGGCUAUUGCGCUAGUCCUUGCUCUGAUCUCCAUCGUACCACUGUCCCUGUCAAUAUUCCUAGCCGGAUUCAGACGACAACCAAGGGCUGCUCUGCUACCUAGCAGGCGGCGUGCACGGUCUGAUCCACCUUCUGUGUACUUCGACCCUUCCCUUGGUAAGCAUGCUACAGCCACGGUCAAUGGCGUGGAGAUCUACUACGUGUGGUCGGGCGAUGCAGACAAGCCACUGAUGCUGCUAUUGCAUGGUUUCCCGGAGUGCUGGUACUCGUGGAGGCAUCAGCUGCAGUGUCCAGAGCUUCAAGCUAAGUACCGCCUUGUGGCGGUGGACAUGCGCGGCUACGGGCGUAGCAGUAAGCCCAGCUAUUUCCCAGGAGCCUAUCACAGCCAGCUGGUUGCCGAAGACAUGCACCAUUUCAUCAGAGCACUGGGAUACGACUCAUGCGUUGUCGCCGCACAUGACUGGGGCGGGCAUGUUGCAUACUCACUGGCGCGGCAUUUCCCAGAGAGCGUGGACAGACUGAUCGUUCUCGACUUGCCGGAGGAACGAGUCAUGCUGCCGUUCAUUCUGUUCAACCCAUCGCAGAUAAUCAGAAGUCUGUACAUAGCAUUCUUUCAGUUGCCCGUGCUACCGGAGUUCAUGUUUUCUAUCUAUGACUAUGAAGCGGUAAACGCCGUGUUCAGAGGGAAAGCACUGGGCGUUACUAAUGCUGAUCGUAUCUCAGAUGAAGACAUGCAUGUGUACAAGUGGGCUAUAAGUAGGCCAGAAGCCCUGAAUGGAUCCCUCAACUACUACCGCAACGUGCUGUCAUUGAUCGCGCCCAUUCAGCCAUUUCACAGAAGGGCCGUGGACUGCUACCCAAUGCCCACGCUGAUUCUCUGGGGUGAGAAUGACGGCGUCCUGGACUCACGCAUGGCUGGUGAGCACAAGAACAGUGGAUUGUUUGACGAUGUCAACGUGCAUGUGAUAGCCAACUCGAGUCACUGGGUUCAGCAGGAUGAGCCAGACAUUGUCAACAGACACAUACUGUCGUGGUUAGUGAGCAAGGCCAUGAAGUGAGUCUCAAACUUGAUCUGAGCAAACCCUGGAGAUGGAAAUACCUCCUGGUGUCCUGAAAUGGUGUAUGUGAGCAGGUCACUUGUCCGUACUUGAGGUACAAAAUGUCACACGAUCCCAAAGUAUUUUAUAAUGACGUUUAAUGACGUUUAUUCAGUACUGCGUUGAUAUUUAUUAUAUACCCAGACACAUCAAGGCUCAGUGAUUGUAACUCGUAUUGUGUUUGCAGCAAUUCAUGCUUACUUUUCCACCGCAAUGAGUCUUGCUUCUGUAGAUUCACAACCAACACCCUGACAAUGAUAAUUAUA
Sycon ciliatum is the source of this 1632-nucleotide messenger RNA. RefSeq names its product epoxide hydrolase 4-like. The transcript has a single exon. The record is from RefSeq and is a predicted model, not a curated record. Gene Ontology annotation, molecular function: hydrolase activity. The coding region runs from base 218 to 1327 and encodes 369 amino acids. Lineage: Eukaryota; Metazoa; Porifera; Calcarea; Leucosolenida; Sycettidae.